This is a messenger RNA of Mugil cephalus (flathead mullet), 4314 nucleotides long. It is a transcript of the gene sez6b, whose product is annotated as seizure related 6 homolog b. Gene Ontology annotation, cellular component: dendritic shaft; dendritic spine; endoplasmic reticulum. The record is from RefSeq and is a predicted model, not a curated record. NCBI's taxonomy places the organism in Eukaryota, Metazoa, Chordata, Actinopteri, Mugiliformes, Mugilidae. Gene Ontology annotation, biological process: synapse maturation; regulation of dendrite development. The transcript is spliced from 18 exons. Bases 323 to 3181 code for a protein of 952 amino acids.
AGAGGAGGCUCCCAGCAGAGCGGAGAGCGGAGCAGCGGCAGCAGCUCCACACACUCCGGCAUCCAGUCCAGUCAGCAGUCUGUAGCCGCGCUGGUGGAGCGAAACUAGCAGCCCCUCGUCUGUGUCAAAGACGAAAUUCACACAGAAAACCCCAGGCUGAAGUCAUCGAGAGGAGCGCUCGUUGUGCGUAGUUGUUUUUUUGCUUUUUUGUUUUUUGUUUUUGUUUUUAUUAUUUUUUACGCGGAGCUCUCGGUGCUUCAGGAAAAGUGUUUAUCCCAAGGACGUUCACUACUACAAGCUUAAAAAACCGGGAGAAGACGCGAUGAACGCGAUCGGAGAUUUUCCUUUCCUGCUUGUUCUGGUGGCGGUGGUGACGGACAUGGGCGACAACGCCUCAGCCACUGAAGAUCAUAUAUCGAUCACACAAAGGGCGACUCCAGAGAACGGGGCAAACCUGUACCCCUCGACCCAGGACACAGACAGGAGACUCCCUGUCGUCACCACCGCCCCGCCUAUCAAUGUCCCCAAUCACCACUCGCUCUACCGGAACCCCCCACAACACCAGGCCCCGUUUGGCCCUCACGGUCAGCCGGACUACUUUGAAGAUAGCGGAGGAUCCAGUUCCCUGCCCAACUUCUACAACCCGCCUUUUGGGAAUCAACCAGAUAAUGGUGAUAAAAGGGUUUCAAACGGGAGGACUGAAAGCACCAGCAGGCAAACCACCAUUACCACACACACAUUAGCAGCCACUUCUCACUUCAACACCCCUGUUCCGGUCGUCGGCACAGCUUUAAAAGAUCGACAGCGUUCUACUUUCACCCCCUCCACACAUGUGGCUAUAUGGGAGAAAGAAGGGAGGCCAGGCAGAGAUGAAGAGGAGACAACCACCACCACCACCACCACAACCAUGGCAACAACCAUGCAGAGUCCAGUUCCCUGUCACCUGAACCUGACUGGCCCAGAAGGAUACGUAGAGGCUCCACCACAGUCCACGUCUGCUUUCCACUCCGCUGUGGACUGCAGCUACAUCAUUUUAGUCUACAUGGGAUAUGGAGUGGAGGUCCAGGUGAUGAAUGUGAAUCUGUCUGAGGGAGACAAGGUUGUGUUCGAGGACGUGGGCCACGGCGAGAACACAAUGCUGGCAAACGAGUCCAUUCUGAUGAAGGGGUUGGUGGUACGAAGCCACAGCAAUCAGCUCUCUAUCCGCUUCCACAGCCAGAGGUCUCAGACUGGUGCAGUCUUGCUGAGAUAUCAAGCCUUCGUGUUGAGCUGCGUCUUCCCCCAGCGGCCCCUCUACGGCGAUGUGACCGUGAGCAGCCUCCACUCCGGAGGCGAGGCUUUCUUCUCCUGCUUGACGGGCUACCAGCUGCACGGCCCCGGCUUGCUGACCUGCCGCAAUGCCAGCACCCCCUACUGGAGUGGCAAGGAACCGCGCUGCCAAGCUGCUUGUGGGGGUCUGAUGAAGAAUGUCACAGUGGGCCGCAUCAUCUCCCCCGGUUUUCCCAGCAACUACAGCAACAACCUGACCUGCCACUGGCUGCUGGAGGCCCCUGAGGGACAGAGGCUGCACGUCCACUUUGAGAAGGUGGCGCUGGCGGAGGACGACGAUCGGUUGUUGAUCAGGAAUGGAAACAGCAUAGAUGCAGCGGUCCUGUAUGAUUCAUACGAGGUGGAAUAUUUGCCUAACGAAGGUCUCCUCAGCACGUCCAGGCAUCUCUUCAUUGAACUGAUUACAGAUGCUACCGGCACAUCCACUGGCAUCGCCAUCAGGUACCAAGCCUUUGCUGCAGGCCACUGCUAUGAACCCUUUGUGAAGUACGGAAACCUGACAAGCAGCGACAGCACUUGGGCAGUGGGAGCCGUGGUGGAGUUCGCCUGUGAUCCUGGCUAUACCCUGGAACAGGGGUCCGUCACCAUUGAAUGCAUGGACCCCAAGAACCCACAGUGGAAUGAGACUGAGCCUGCAUGUAGAGCUGUGUGCAGUGGCGAGAUCACAGACUCAGCCGGAGUGGUGCUCUCUCCAAACUGGCCUGAAGCCUACGAUAAAGGCCAGGACUGCAUCUGGGGAAUCCACGUCGAGGAGGACAAGAGGAUCAUGCUGGACAUUCAAGUGUUGAACAUCGGGAUAAAUGACCUCUUGACCUUUUAUGAUGGGGAUGACCUCACAGCCAAGGCACUGGGUCAGUACGGAGGAUCAAAGUCUCACUUUAAGCUCUACACCUCCAGCGCAGAUGUCACCAUCCAGUUCCAGUCUGACCCUGCCACAAAUGUCUACGGCUACGGCAAUGGUUUCAUCGUCCACUUCUUUGAAGUAGCUCGUAAUGACACCUGCCCUGAGCUCCCAGAGAUCUCCAAUGGCUGGAAGAGUACAUCUCACCCGGAGCUAGUUCAAGGAACCGUGGUGACCUACCAGUGUUAUCCGGGUUAUCAGGUGGUUGGCGCCGAGCUGCUCAUGUGCCAAUGGGACCUCACCUGGAGUGGCGACCUGCCGAGCUGUGAGAGAGUGGUUUCUUGCUCUGAUCCUGGAAAGGUGGAGCACAGUAGACGGGUGCUCUCGGGUCCACGUUUCACCGCUGGUUCGACCAUCCAGUACAUCUGCAACAAGGGCUUCGUUCUGUCUGGAAACAGCCUGCUCACAUGCUACAACCGCGGCUCCUUAGGCCCCAGGUGGAACCAGAAGCUGCCAACGUGCCUACCUGAGACCUUCGAGCCCUGCAGUCACCCAGGGACCCCCACCUAUGGGAUCCCCAGCUCGAGCAAGCUCCACUUCGAGGCUGGAGAGACCCUGCACUACUCCUGCUUGACUGACCAUCAGCUCCUGGGUGAACCUGUUCUUCAGUGUGUCCCUGGACACCCAUCACAGUGGAGUGGGCUGCCACCUGUCUGCAAAGCCCACCCGGCAGAGUAUGAUGAGCACAGAUUAGACGUGUCUACUGCAGACCUGAGGAUGGAAGGAGCUCAAGUAGCAAUUGCUGUCUUCAUCCCCGUCACCCUCCUUGUCAUUCUCCUCACUGGGAUCUACCUCUACUUCUCAAGGCUCCAUAAGAAACCGCAACGGCUCUCCCUGUCCCUGUCCUCCAACUUACCGUAUAAAAACAUUGCCGGGGAAUCUGCAUAUGACAACUCUGUUUAUGAGACAACGAACAAUGAGGAAACGAGAGAAUAUGAGGUUUCGAUCUGAGUGCGUGAUUCAGGAUGGACGGAUGAGAAGCCUCCUGGCCUUUUCGUCAUCACCCAGACUCACUCCUCCCUUGAUCCCUCCGACCCCGUUAUAUCAGCCUCCCUUUUAUUUACCCAACAGAGGACACCACAGCAGAAAAAGCAGCGCCACUGGAUUAUUUUUCUAGCUCUUCAACUGUAACGGUCCGGCAGCAGCAGCAGCAGCAAUUUGUACAGUUUUUAAUCCUGGACUCGCUUCCUGAGGACUUUCAGUGUAGAGUACCAUUUCAGAAAGCAGAGGGAAUCAGUGCGAAGCUACUGUCAUUAUAUAACACGCACACAUUAGGUUAUUUCAUGUACAUUAUACACUAUAUGUCCUCUCCAUUGACUCUGAUCGGAAAUGUAAUAAAAGGGCAGUGCCCGUUUCCAAGAUAUUUGGCUUUACCCAUAAUUAUAAUUAAAAUGUGUUCAAAUUUGAUUAGAGCCAGGCUUGCUGGAUCCUCCUGCUCCUUCCAGUGUUUAUUGCUAAGCAAAACCCAGCCUUUCUCCAGUGCCGUAUUUUAUAGCAUACAGACACAAAAUUGUUUUUUCCAUCUGACUCAGAAGGAAAUCUGACUCAUUUAAGCAUUUUAAAUACUAGUAUUAACAUAUAUAAACUAAUAUAUUACAUUGCUAAACUCCAUAAACAACAUCCAGUCGCAGUGGGGAUCGUCAAAGUUUGAACUACUAUCUUUUUCCUCGUGUGAAACGUGGAGGGUUUAAGACAUGGAGGUUUUGCUUUCAAUUUGGUUCAUCGCCAUCUGUUCUGUCUUACAAAUUACUUUUGAACACAUUUAGCGACAGCUCAUGCAGAAACUUUCUCUGAAUAUAAAGAAAACGCACACUGGGAUGAGCCGUUGCUCCUAUUGCCGUCCCUGUUUGGAGAUAGUGUCUAAAGUUCCACUGUUCAAACAUACAGUAUAUAAUGUCAGACGAUAAUAUGUAUCCAUGACGAUAAUGAAUAUAACCUAUUUUUGAUUCGUUGUACAGUAUGGAUUAAGAGGUUUCACAGGCAUCUUCAAUAAAGGUUAUUGUUCAGAAAAAACAAGGACUGCUUUGACAAUGUGUCUGGCGAGUGGGUGGUUUGUGUGCUUCAAUAAAACUCUGUAAACCAUA